Molecule: messenger RNA, 426 nt
Organism: Eimeria tenella
Lineage: Eukaryota; Apicomplexa; Conoidasida; Eucoccidiorida; Eimeriidae
Exons: 2
Coding region: 1-426 (141 amino acids)
Source: RefSeq, a predicted model, not a curated record
AUGGCAGCCACCCCUUCGUUGGCGGGUGCCCCUGAGAAGGUGGCGCUGCCUGCAGCAGCAACAACAGAAGCAGCAGCAGCAGCAGCAGCAGGGAGAGCAACUCCAGCAGCAGCAGCGCACCACUGCGGGUCACUUACACCGGACUGCAGCAGCGGCAGGAGCAGCAGCAGCAGCAGCGACUGCCACCUUCUCCGCCGCAGCAGCAAAUCUGCCGGCGGCUCUGUGGGAGUUUUGCGGCACAGCAAUUCCGCCUUUGUCAGGCCCCAGAGUGAAGCCACCCCAACUGUACAGCUGGUGGCACACAGUGCCGCAGUGCUCUUUACAGAUGUGCUGGAUAGCCGCAGGCAGCAGCAGCAGCAGCAGCAGCAGCAGCAAGGGGGGCCUGCAGCAGCAGCUAACGAAGUUAGGCACCGCGGCAGCAUAUGA